This is a messenger RNA of Pecten maximus, 552 nucleotides long. Its product is annotated as translation initiation factor IF-2-like. Lineage: Eukaryota; Metazoa; Mollusca; Bivalvia; Pectinida; Pectinidae. The record is from RefSeq and is a predicted model, not a curated record. The transcript has a single exon. The coding region runs from base 1 to 552 and encodes 183 amino acids.
AUGGAUGACAAACCUGGGGUCCUCAUAUCUACUCCAAUGGAUGACAAACCUGGGGUCCUCAAAUCUACUCCAAUGGGUGACAAACCUGGGGUCCUCAAAUCUACUCCAAUGGGUGACAAACCUGGGGUCCUCAUAUCUACUCCAAUGGGUGACAAACCUGGGGUCCUCAAAUCUACUCCAAUGGGUGACAAACCUGGGGUCCUCAUAUCUACUCCAAUGGAUGACAAACCUGGGGUCCUCAUAUCUACUCCAAUGGGUGACAAACCUGGGGUCCUCAUAUCUACUUCAGUGGGUGACAAACCUGGGGUCCUCAUAUCUACUUCAGUGGGUGACAAACCUGGGGUCCUCAUAUCUACUUCAGUGGGUGACAAACCUGGGGUCCUCAUAUCUACUCCAAUGGGUGACAAACCUGGGGUCCUCAUAUCUACUCCAAUGGAUGACAAACCUGGGGUCCUCAUAUCUACUCCAAUGGAUGACAAACCUGGGGUCCUCAAAUCUACUCCAAUGGGUGACAAACCUGGGGUCCUCAAAUCUACUUCAGUGGGUGGUUAA